AUGCCAGAGAUUUGGCAUGUGCAGGAGCCGCAGUGGAUGGUGGCCAACCCCAGCGCGGCUUGGCGCAGAGCCAAGUUUAAGUCCGCCUGCGGCUGCGCCCUGGUCUCUCCGCCCAUCCUGGUCGGUGACCUGAAGGACGUGCGCGUGAUUUUCGCGCCUGGAAAGCUGUGGAUGGCUGAGUACUGCCGAUUGACACGAAAGCACAAGAAGACUCAGGUGACGGAAGUCCUGCCCAAGUUCGGCUCGCUUCAGCUGAAGUUCAGUGACCCCCCGGUGGCCUCUCGGCGGGUCUUCUUCCUGGUGGGCGACCUCCGGAUGGGGCCCAUCGACACAUGCCCCGGCCAGGUCACCACCGAGGUCUGCGAGCUCCCGGCGGAUUGGCGGGAGCUGCACAGGGGCACUCUGCCCAUUCAAGUGGAGAUCGAGUCCGCUUGA
Molecule: messenger RNA, 435 nt
Organism: Effrenium voratum
Lineage: Eukaryota; Dinophyceae; Suessiales; Symbiodiniaceae
Source: the annotation of a GenBank genome assembly